AUGGAGGCGUUCGUCGGGACUCUCGUGAAUCCGGGCGAAUCCGGGAUUUCCAUCGUUCCCGAGUCCCUCGUGCUCGUGGAAAACGGCAAGGCAAGUUCUUUCUCCUCUCGCUCCACGUGUCGCCUCGGGGCCCCGAAUGAAACGCGGCUUGUCGCGCCGGGCUGUAGGAAUCCCAAGUACUUUCCCAACGCUCGUCGCCGCGUGAUACUUGCCGUGGUGGAGGUGGGGAGGAGCAGCGAGUUGGACGACCUUCGAGGGAGGUACGAGAUCGACGAAGUCUCCGUCCUCCCGGAAGCGUGGUUCCUGACCCCGGGACUCGUGGACGUGCACACGCACGCCUCGCAAUACCCGAACAUCGGCAUCGGCCUCGAUCUCCCGCUGCUGGAAUGGCUGGACCGGUACACCUUCCCCCUGGAGGCCAAGUACCUGGACCUGGACUUCGCGAGCACGGCCUACAACACAUGCGUCAAACGGACGUUGGGGAACGGCACGACGACGGCCUGCUACUUUGGGACCAUUCACACCGAAAGCAGCAAGGAACUGUUCAGAGCCUGCCAGCGAGCGGGUCAAAGGGCGUUCGUCGGGAAGGUGAGCAUGGAUCGGAACUCCCCCGAGUAUUACGUCGAGGACACCCAGUCCGGGAUCCGGGAGGCGAGGGACUUUCUUCGGUGGACCGAGGACCAAAAGGAUCCUUUGGUGAAGGGGAUCGUGACGCCGAGGUUCGCGGUGACGAGCACGGAGGCCAGCCUGGAGGCGCUGGGGGAGAUGGCCAGGACGUUCCACGCCCCCGUGCAGACGCACAUAAGCGAAAAUAAGUCGGAGGUGGAAGUGGUGAGACGCAUGUACCCCGAUGCUUCAAGCUACGCCGACGUCUAUAAGAGAGCGGGACUCUUUGACAGCAAGUGCAUCCUGGCCCACGGAAUCUACUUGGACGACGACGAGAUAGAGCUGGUGAAGGAGCGGAAAGCGGGGAUAGCCCACUGCCCGAGGUCCAACUCCCAGCUGACGAGUGGGAUGUGCGACGUCAGGCGUCUGCUUCGGAAGGGAGUGCCGGUUGGGCUUGGCACAGACAUGUCCGGCGGGAGCGCGUCGUCGAUCCUGGACGCGAUGCGGCAGGCGUGGGAGAUCUCGAAGUUGCUGAGUCUGCAGGCGGGAGAGAGCGAGGCGCUCACGCUGGACGAUUGCUUCGCGCUGGCCACCAUCGGAGGCGCCAGAGUGGCGGGACUGGAGGACCAGAUCGGCAGCAUCGAGAAGGGAAAGGCGUUCGACGCCCUGGUGCUGAGCCCCGACCCAGGCGUUGACUUCUGGGACGCCGGCUCCCCCGACCAGCUCGUCCACAAGGUCCUCAUGCUCGGGGACGACAGGAACAUCAAGGCGGUGUUCGUCGCAGGGAGGCUCGUCGCUGGUCCCGGCAUCCCCUGAUCCACCGGGUUGCCUCCACGUUGCCGCCAGGUUGCCACCAGGUUACCACCAGGUUGCCCACGUGAUCGUUUCUUCGAAUGAGUGUGUUGGAUAUUACGUUUUUCGAGUUCGGGUCGUGCUUUGUGGGUGGAUUAGUCCCCUUCUUCUCCCUGUCGAGGGGAUGAAGGGGGACAUUCAUACUCGUACUUCGCCUUUCUGUCGUUCUGAACGAUGAAACUUCACCUGCCACGACUCUCCAUCCCUUGGAAGCCAAGAUACCCGAGAGGAGCCUCGCCCUCGACUCCCGGGGCGUCGCAUCCUGACGGAAGGCGGGAACCGACUGCGGAGGAGCGAAGACCCGCAGGUCUCGGCAGUAGAGGCCUCCUCGGGCCUUCUCUGUAGAGACUUCCUCGGGUCUUCCUCUUGGGCUCUUCGGUAUCGUUCUGAACCCACAGCUUCUGCCUAUCUUCACCAUGGUACCUUGCUUUCUCAGGGAGGAUGAUGCCUGAAAGUGCAAACGCCGAUUGCCACCUCAGUGGCAAGACUGAAAUAUUUUAAGUGAAAUUUUUUUUUCUUCUGCCUCAUUUCCAUGCUUAAGAAAGAAAGAUGCCUAAGAAACUACUUAAUAGUUCAGAGGGAAAUGAAAAGUGAAAAAGUGCACG
This is a messenger RNA of Darwinula stevensoni, 2063 nucleotides long. NCBI's taxonomy places the organism in Eukaryota, Metazoa, Arthropoda, Ostracoda, Podocopida, Darwinulidae. The record is from the annotation of a GenBank genome assembly.